Messenger RNA from Acanthoscelides obtectus, 1392 nucleotides. Lineage: Eukaryota; Metazoa; Arthropoda; Insecta; Coleoptera; Chrysomelidae. The record is from the annotation of a GenBank genome assembly.
GCUUGACCGCGGCGGCCGCGACUGUUUUGGUGGUGGUGGUGGUGACAGUCUGGUCGCGGAUAUAUCGCGGUAGGCCGCGCUCUGACGAGAAACGAGACUCUGAGGCCGCUGUCUGUGUUACAGGGUGUUGCGUGGUACACGGUCAUAUGAGUGAAAAAUUAGGAGGCCGAACUGAUCCACAUGCGCGCCGAACUGACCGAAUCCAAAUCUAAGCGAGAAGCCCUGGAAUGCGAGCUUCACCAUCUGUUGCUUCAGCUUCACUCUUCGCAGCUGGCAAAGCUGCCUGACAAACGACCCGACGGACACUUCAAACCAGACGUGAACGCCAUCAAGAAGAAGCUGGACGCCGAGAUCAGACAGAGUCCUCUUCCUAGAAUGAACAGUAGAGAUUCAGAAGACAUGAAAAUAAACCCAGGAGCCGUGGAGUCGGCGAAGUAUAAAGCUGAAGUCGCACAGCUGAAAGCUGAGAACGCUGCUUUGAGAAACGAAGUGUUAGCACUCAAUAGUGAAGUUUAUGGAGCGAAGCUAGCCGCUAAGUAUCUAGACAAAGAAUUGGCUGGUAGGAUACAACAACUGCAGUUAUUAGGUAGAGAAAUGCGCGGGGACGUAAGAGAUAAACUUUGGAGGCAACUAGAAUCGGAAAUAUUGCUCCAAAGGCAUAAAACCGUAGUGAGAGCGUGUAGACGAAAUAGUUGUAUGAACAAUACCGAAAAGUGUGUGAAACCGGAUUUCGUUGAGAAUCCUGGACAGUUUGGUGAUACUAGGACUGUUGUUGUGAAACGAACGCCUGAUCAAGGCUUAGGAAUCAGCAUCACCGGUGGUCGAGAACACGGCGUGCCUAUCUUGAUCUCAGAACUAGAGCCCAAUGGUCCCGCAGCGCUGUCAAAACAAUUGUACAUAGGAGACGCCAUUUUGUAUGUGAACGACAUAGACUUAAGGAACGCGUGCCAUAGAGAGGCUGUCACGAUACUUCAACAGCAAAGUGGAGAUUGUACUUUGAGGGUACAAUAUGUGGCUGCGGACGAUAGUGAUAAUUCUUUAGAGGAGGAUGGUUUUAACUAUAAAUUUUUCGACGAAGACGUGUACGGUUCAAAUAAUCUAAACGUUCACAGAGAUAAAGAAGAUAUAGUGAAUACACCAACUGCCCCUAGAACGCCAGAUUCUUUGGUCACUAGUAGGUGAGUCAAAGGACAAAAAGCAUUUAGUGUGAUAUUACCAAAGACGCCUGAUUGACGUGUACCAUAGUAUUUUUAGGCAUGUGCAAUAUUAGUUGUAUAGUUAUAUUCGAUCACUUAUUGUAGAUUGUAAGCUUAAGUUUGAGCAUAUGUGUUUUAUAAUUUUACUUUUAUUCGUUAUUUAUUUGUAUCGUAAAAUAUAUUUUAUUUUUAUUUA